AUGCGAAAUGCGCGGGGGCUAGGGAGCAAUCCCCCAUUCCAGCCGGCGCCGCGCGCGACGGCCAGCCCGGUGAUGUCUGCCUCUGCCCUCCAUGCCUCUUCAGAUGGAGUUGUCGGGUCCCACACACUCUGUCCCCUUCCGCGGUCCGGGCGCUUGCUCGCCAUUCUCUCCUCUCGCGACCGCUUCCGUUAUUUACAGUCGCCCUCGCGCUCCACGCAGCCGUCAUCUCAAGAGGCAUCGCCCCUGUGUUUUCCGCGCAUUCUCUUCUUUUUCCUCUGCUUUUCCUCUCUGUCUCUCCUCUCGUGUCGGUUUUCUAGCGUCUCUGCAGCGGCGACUGUUCAACAGCCGCCACCCCGCGCGAGCCUGCCAGACUUGAUGCUGCCGUCGGCGAAUGGCGGCGGUGCCGCUCGACGCGAAGGCGCCCUGGAGCUUCUCUCAGGAUCGCCUUCUUCCCCCUCUUCUCCUGCUGUUCAGGACGCGCAGGUUGCCGCCGCGCUGGGGGAGACGUCUUCGUUUCCGCUCUGUCCUUCUCUCCCUCCGCCAUACGUCGUGUGGAACAGCGCCUUGCGAGACUUCAACGCGUGCUUUGCGCACGUGGCGCUUCCGCUCUUCGCCUUCCUUCCUCUCCUCCUUUCUCUGCGCCUCUUCUGGGCGCCGUCGGCCUCUUCGCGGCCGCGUGCCCUCUCCCGCCUGGAUCGACUGCGCGUGGGUCUGCUUGUGGCGCUCGUCGUGCUUCUUCUCCUCCCUCCGCUGCUGCUCAACCUGCUGCUGCCGUUUGCACUCUCGCUCGCGGGCCUUUCCCCGCGCUCUGUGCUGCCGGCGGCCUUCCUGCCUCUCGCCGUCGACGUGGCGUUCCUGUGCGUCGCGCAGGCGCUGUUCUUCCUCUUCUUCCUCGCGCGACUUGUCGCCGAGGCGCACAGGCGCCGCGCGGAGUCUCGCCUGUUGAGGCUCGCGCUCGGAGUCGCCAACCUGAGUCAGUUGGUUCUUCUGCAGAGCGACGCGCGCGCCUGGCUGCGAGGCGACGCUUGGUGCGGCGCCGUCGAGGCGCUGCACCAAGCCUCUGGCGCCGCCCUCCUCGCGCUACUCUCCUGGCUUUACUGCGGCCGCAGCCGGCCCACCGACCGCUCUCGGGGUCGCGUCCAACCUUCAGCGCGGCGGGCGGCGCGAGGCUCCUCCGCUCUGCGGGAGAUGCCGCGAGAGCCGCGACCGCGCCUCCGCCGGCGUAGCGAUGAUGAGCGGGCGCUCGCUCUGCUUGACCCACUAGAGGAGGAUUCGUGCAGCGAGACGGAUAAGGACUUUUCAGAUGAUGACGGCGCCUCGGAGGCCUCCAAGGGCAUCUCAGACGAAGAAAAGAGCCGCUGCGAGGGCAGAGGACGCAGGCGCGCGGGGCCCCGAGGGUACGCCGACGCCGACAUUGAAGAAGGCGAAGAAGAGGAGCGAGACGGCGAAGCCCGGAAGCACCUGGCGCCCGAGUUCCAUGCGAGCGUCUGGCAGAAGCUGACCUUUGCGUGGCUGUCGCCGCUCGUGUCCAAGGGCAGAACGCAGUCGCUCACCCAGAGAGACCUCUAUCGACUUCCGCCCUCCAUGCAGGCGAAGGCUCAGGCCGACACGCUGGAGGAGGCGUGGCGCGCGGAGGAAGAGGCCUCUCGACCUCUGUUUCCAGUUCCUGGAUUUUCCGUGCCGCAGCCCCCCCCCUCUUCCUCGUGGUCUGUCGCUCGCUUUCCUUUGCGGUUCCGCAGCGACUUCAGAACGCCGAGUCUGUUCAGAGUGCUGUUGAAGUGCUACGGCCACAGACUGAUCCUGCCGGCCUGUCUCAAGUUUGUCGUCGACCUGCUCGGCUUUGUCGGGCCUGUGAUGCUCCACCGGAUCAUCUCCUUCCUCGGUUCAGACACGGCGGCCGCGGACGCAGAGGCGACGCUGUGGGAUGGCGUGUUCUACGCGGGCAUUCUUCUCUGCUCCAGCGUGGUGCAGUCCUUUCUGUUGCAUCAGUACUUCCAUCUGCAGCUGGUGCUGGGAAUGCAGAUGCGCGUGGCGGUUGCCUCGCUCAUCUUCCGCAAGGCGCUGCGUCUGAUGCCCGGCGCGAAGCCCCGCGCGGCCGCCGCCUGCGCCUCCUCAGAGGCUGCGUCUUCUUCCUCCUCUCCCUCUUCUUCGUCCUCUUCUUCCGCAAGCACGGGCAACGUGGUAAACUUGAUGUCGGUCGACGCGCAGCGCCUGCAGGACAGGAUGCUGUACAUACACAUCCUCUGGUCUGGCCCGCUGCAGAUCUGCAUCGCGCUCCUGCUCCUCUUCAGGCACGUCGGCGUCGCUGCGCUGGGCGGCGUAGUCGUCAUGCUCGUCGGCGGCCCCAUAACAGGCCUGGUGGCGCGUCGCAUCAAGCGCCUGCAGAGCGAGUUGAUGAGUUUGCGCGACGAGCGCGGGAAGCUGACGGGGGAGUUCCUCGCGGCGAUGAAGGUCGUCAAGCUGUACGCGUGGGAGACGAGUUUCGCGGCGCGGAUUGCGCAGCUGCGCACAGUCGAGCUCGCGGGGCUCUGGGCGUACCAGGUCGCGGGCAUGGCGAUGCGGCUGCAGUGGCUGAGCAUGCCGCUUGCGGUCUCCUCCACAACUUUCGGGCUCUACGUCUGGCGCCACGGCGAGCUCGACCCCGCGACCGCCUUCACGGCCCUCGCGCUCUUCAACGCACUCGGCUUCCCCAUGCAAAUGCUGCCCGCCACCAUCAACAACGCCGCGGAAACCGCCACCGCGCUGCAGCGCAUCCAGCGCUUCCUCGACCUGCCUGAACGCGCCCCGCAGGCCCCGCCCCUCGCCCUCGCCGUCGCCGGUCGAGACCUCCUCGACUUUGGCGACGCCCACGACGCGGCCUCUGUCACGGCCAAACGGCCUGCGCCCGCGAGCCUGCCCCCCUCGCUCCCGACCGACAUGUUCGCUGUCGAGGUCUCCAGCUGCGACGUCUGCUGGCCUAGCGGCGAGCGGCUCUUCGCCGAUCUGAAGCUCCAGUGUCGCGCGGGCUCGCUCACCGCAGUCGUUGGUCCGACUGGCAGCGGCAAAACGGGCCUGCUGGCGACUCUGCUCGGCGACACACUCGUGGCGGCGCCUGCGUCGUCGGCGCUUUUGGCCGCCUCGCCCACGCGCCCGCCAGCCGCGGCGGGGCUGAGCGCUGCGGACGCGUUUUCGAGUUCGGCGUUUGCGUUGCUUCCGCCGCACGCGUCCGCGCCGCGGGUCUCUGUGGUGGGGCGGGUGGCCUACGUGGCGCAGGAGCCGUGGAUCCAGAACGCGACGCUGCGUGACAACAUCGUUUUUGGCUACCCUUUUUUGCCGGCCUGGUACAAGCGCGUGCUGGCUGCCUGCUCGCUGCUGCCUGACCUAGCGCUCCUGCCCGCGGGUGACCAGACGGAGAUCGGGGAGAAAGGCAUCAACCUCUCUGGUGGGCAGAAGCAGCGCGUCGCACUCGCCCGCGCCGUGUACGUACAGGCGGACGUCUACCUUCUCGACGACUGCCUCUCUGCAGUCGAUGCGCACGUCGCCGCGCACAUCUUUGAAAAAUGCAUCCGCGGCCUCCUGCGCAACCGCACUGUCGUCCUCGUCACGCACAAACUGACAACGACCCUCCCGCACGCGCAGCAAAUCCUCUUCCUCAAGGACAAACGCAUCUGCUUCGACGGGGCCUACAAGGACUUGCAGCAGCUCGCGGACUUCCAGGUCUUCUCUCUGCAGGCUGAGAGGGAGGAGGCGGCGGAGCGCCAGCGCGAGACGGAGGAGACGAAGGGCGUCUUUUCGAGUCUUGCGUCUCCGGAGGAAAUGCACCGGCGGCGGGAUUCUGUGUCGUCGCGAGUCUCGCGCGAAGACCUUCCAAAGUCCGGCGAGCGCGGAGGCGCAGGCGACGCCGAAGCCGAGCCGCGACAGGAGGUAAACGCGAGCCGAGGCAGCGUCGCCGUCCGCGUGGAGCGCGCCAGUGCCGCGCAGGCAGACUCGAUUCGCCGUCAGGGGGCGUUGAUUGAAGAGGAGAAUCUACGGCAUGGCGACGUGGGGGCGGCGGUGUAUCUGGAGUACCUAAGAGGCGCGGGCGGCUUCUCCGUCGGCGUCCUUGUUUCCGCGUGUCUCGCGCUCUCCAACGCAGUACUUGUCUUAGCCAACCUGUGGCUCUCUCAUUGGUCGGACGCCUCGCAGAAUGCGCGAAAAUCUCGUUUUUUCGGGGCCUUGGAAGCCGAGGUCUCGCUCUCCGCCGGAACGGGAUUCGCCGUCUACGUCGCGCUCGUCUUGCUGAACCUCGCAGUCGCCGUCUUAGGCUACUUCUGCGUCAUUCGCGGCGCGCAGGCCGCCGCCCGCUACUUCCACGAUCGCCUCCUCAGCGCGGUCACCGACGCGGAGAUGUCGUUCUUCGAGUCGACGCCGCUGGGACGUCUGUUGAAUCGCUUCACCAAGGACCUGAACACGGUUGACGAGACGCUGCCUGAGACGUUUACGUCGUAUUUGAAUUUGAUUUUUCGCGCGAUCGCGACCUUCACGGCGAUCGCGUUUGUCUUUCCGGUAUUUCUCCUCUUUCUGCUCCCGCUGCUUGCCUUCUACCGGUCGGUGCAAAACUACUACAUCCCGACGUCUCGCCAGCUGCAGCGGCUGCAGGCGCUGCUGCGCUCUCCGAUCUUCCAAGACUUUUCCGAGACGCUGGAGGGCGUGACUACUAUCCGCGCGUUCAGGCAGCAGGCGCGCUUUCAGACGCAGAACGAAGCCAAGAUGAAUGCCGAGCUCGAGGCAUGCUACCUCUACGUCGCCUCCAACCGCUGGCUGGCGCUGCGCCUCGAAUUCGUCGGCACCAUGGUCGUAACCUUCACCGCCUUCUGCGCGGCGCUCGCCAAACAGUCCUCCGCCGCCCGCGGCCUCUCUUCAGGCCUCUCUGCCGGCCUCUCCGCGGGCGUCUCGGCGGGCCUCGGCGGCUUGGCGGUCUCCUACGCGCUGAACAUCACGCAGCAGCUCAACUGGCUGGUGCGCUGCGCCAGCGACACAGAAAGCAACAUCCUGUCUGUCGAGCGCAUCAAGGACUACGCCGACGAGAUCCCCGCCGAGGCGCUGGAACCGAGAGGCUCGCAGGCCGUGCCAGCCGCGCGAGGCGGCGCGCUCUCUCGCAGCGGCCGGGACGGCCUCGUGGCGUUUCUGGGCAGCGCGCGGACGCAAGCCAACGCCGAGAGCCUCGCAGAAUGGCCUACCGAAGGGCGCGUCGAACUCCGCGGCCUCGGUGCCCGCUACCGCCGCGACAGCCGGCUGGUCAUCCGCGGCGUCACAGCGGAGUUCAGACCCGGCGAAAAGAUCGGGUUGGCAGGCCGCACAGGCGCCGGAAAGAGUACGCUGCUGCUCACGCUGCUGCGCCUCGUGGAGCCUGCCGAGGGCGCAGUCCUCGUCGACGGUGUCGACUGCCAAGAGGUCGCCCUCCGGCUCCUCCGCUCAAAAUUCUCUAUCAUUCCUCAGGAUCCGAUCCUCUUUUCGGGCACCGUCCGCUUCAACGUUGACGCGCUGGGGCACGCGUCAGACGAGGAGAUCUGGCGAGCGAUUGAACGCGCGCACUUAGCACCGCACGUGUUGUCUCUCGCGGAUGCAUGCGGCCCCCACGAGGGUUCGCCGCGCGCAGCGGCGUCUCCGCCGGCGUCGGACUCGACAGACGCCUCUUCGCCGCUCGCGGCGGCGGCACCCGAAGAGGCCGUCGACGGCCUGGACGCCUGCGCGCAGCUCCGAGAGGAAAAGGACCGGGCGCUGUGGAGGCGCCGAAGGGCGGCGCUCGACGCAGCCGUCGAGCAGAACGGAAAAAACUUCUCCAUGGGGCAGCGCCAGCUGCUGUGCCUCGCCCGCGCGCUGCUGCGGAAGAGCAAAAUUCUGCUGUUGGAUGAAGCCACUUCGGUUGUCGACCCGCGGACAGACUCGCUCAUUCAGGCCACGAUUCGCCGCGACUUCGCGGACUCGACGCUCAUCACAGUCGCGCACCGCCUCGAAACGAUCAUGGACUACGACAGGAUUUUAGUCAUGGCUGAUGGCGAGGUGCGUGAGUUCGACACCCCGCAGACGCUCUACAGAGACCCUCGCAGCCUCUUCCGCAGCUUCUGUCUGCAGGCGGGCGUCGCGCCCGUCGCGCUGCCUAACGGAGUCUGA
Besnoitia besnoiti is the source of this 6132-nucleotide messenger RNA. RefSeq lists its product as uncharacterized. Gene Ontology annotation, biological process: transmembrane transport. Lineage: Eukaryota; Apicomplexa; Conoidasida; Eucoccidiorida; Sarcocystidae. The record is from RefSeq and is a predicted model, not a curated record. The transcript is spliced from 13 exons. Gene Ontology annotation, molecular function: ATP hydrolysis activity; ATP binding; ABC-type transporter activity. Gene Ontology annotation, cellular component: membrane. The coding region runs from base 1 to 6132 and encodes 2043 amino acids.